AUGGCUCCCGUUUCAACCGUGAAGCGCUGCAUCGUCAAGAAGCGCACGAAGCGCUUUAACCGUUUCCAGUCGGACAGAUAUAAACGCCUCAGUUCAUCAUGGAGGAAACCCAAAGGUAUUGACUGCCGCGUGCGCCGCAAGUUCAAGGGCACAAACCUGAUGCCCAACAUCGGCUAUGGGUCGAACAAGAGGACCCGCCACAUGCUGAGGAACGGCUUCUACAAGUUCCGCGUUCAGAAUGCCAAGGAUAUUGACAUGCUGCUGAUGCACAACACCAAAUUCGCAGCAGAAAUCGCCGCCGGAGUCAGCUCCAGAAAGAGAAGAGAAAUCAUCGAGAGGGCAGAACAGCUCAAUGUGCUCGUCCUCAACAAGUCCGCCAGGCUGAAUACAGCUGAGGACGAAUAA
Messenger RNA from Eimeria mitis, 405 nucleotides. Its product is annotated as ribosomal protein L32, putative. Gene Ontology annotation, molecular function: structural constituent of ribosome. Bases 1 to 405 code for a protein of 134 amino acids. The transcript has 2 exons. Gene Ontology annotation, cellular component: cytosolic large ribosomal subunit; ribosome. NCBI's taxonomy places the organism in Eukaryota, Apicomplexa, Conoidasida, Eucoccidiorida, Eimeriidae. The record is from RefSeq and is a predicted model, not a curated record. Gene Ontology annotation, biological process: translation.